Molecule: messenger RNA, 2451 nt
Organism: Raphanus sativus (radish)
Lineage: Eukaryota; Viridiplantae; Streptophyta; Magnoliopsida; Brassicales; Brassicaceae
Exons: 2
Coding region: 1-2451 (816 amino acids)
Molecular function (GO): protein dimerization activity
Source: RefSeq, a predicted model, not a curated record
AUGAGUGCAUCAAGAAUAUAUCUUCCUGGAGCUAAGAAAAGAGCAAAGAAAAGAAGAAUAGAAGAACUAGUGAAAUCUCAAUCAGGUUCUCUGUUAAAGUAUUUUAAAAGACCAGCAUCCCUUCAAACUGAUGAGGUUGAUGAAACUAUUGAGGAUAGUAGUGAAACUGGUGAGGUUGAUGGAUCUGAACCAGAGGAUGAUGAGGUUGAUGGGGUUAGUCCAGAAGAGAAUACAGAUAGAGCUGAGAUAGAUGAUGAAGAUGUCAAUUUAAAUGCAGGGGACGAGCAUUUUAAAGAAGAUGAUUCAACCAUUGAUCUUAUGGAUCCUGGAAAUUGGAGAAAAAUUGAUCAGAAGCUAAGAGAUUAUGUGGUUCAGAAAGGUCCUCUCCCACCACCAUCUGAAGAUUAUAUUUUCCUCAAAAGUGUAAGUGGUAGACACUUUUCUCAUAAACAUUACAAAAGGAUCAUGAAAAAUGGAGAUAUGCAUCAGCGGCGUUGGUUAGUUUAUUCAACAACAUUCGACAGGAUCUAUUGUUUUUGUUGCAAGUUGUUCACCCGUUACAAGGAGACUACUCAACUAGCAAGCAUUGGGUUUCUGGAUUGGAAUAAUACUGGAAUAAGGCUGAGCCAACAUGAAACUAGUCAUGAUCACAUUAUGUGUAUGAGCCAGUGGAUGGAGCUAGAGAUGAGGCUGCAAAAGAAGCAGACAAUUGAUAAGUGUGUCCAAGAGGAAAUCGAAAAAGAGAAGAAUCAUUGGAGGGAGCUUUUACUGAGAUUAUUUUCUGUGGUGGAGUAUUUGGCUAAGAGUAAUAUAGCUUUUCGGGGAUCUAAUGACAAAAUUGGUCAAGAGAACAAUGGAAAUUUUCUGGGGAAUAUUGAGAUGAUUGGUAAAUUUGAUCCUGUAAUGAGGGAGCACAUUAGGCGAAUCACCAAAGGAGAAACCAAAUACCAUUAUCUCAGCUACAAAAUUCAGAAUGAGUUGAUUGGUAUUCUGAGUUCUGAAAUCAAGUCUAUGAUCAUCAAGAAGAUUAAAGAGGCCAAAUUCUUCUCGGUUAUUCUUGAUUGUACUCCAGAUAUCAGCCACAAAGAACAAAUGUCUCUCAUUAUUCGAUGUGUGGAUAUAUCAGUGAGUCCAGUUCAGAUUGAAGAAUUUUUUCUCACUUUUCUCGAAGUUGAAGAUAAAUCAGGAAAAGGGCUUUUUGAGCUACUAUGUGAUACACUGAUUGGUUUGAAGUUGGAUAUUAAUGAUAUCAGGGGACAAGGUUAUGACAAUGGAUCAAACAUGAAAGGAAAAAACAAAGGAGUGCAGAAGAGAUUGUUGGAUAUCAAUCCAAGAGCAUUUUAUACACCAUGUGGCUGUCAUAAUCUGAAUUUGGCUAUUUGUGAUAUUGCUAAAUCUUCUGAUAAAGCGAUCUCUUUCUUUGGGAUUAUCCAUCACCUUGAAAGCGUGAAGGCAAUACGUUUUAAGGCUCCAGAAAUCAGAGAUGUCUUACUUUACUUUGCAGAAAACAGUAAGGUUCCAGGAGCGCGGAGUGAAGCUGAAUGUCUUGCGAUAAGUGAAACACAUGGAAUCGAAGGGUUUGAGUUUUUGUUUGGUAUGGUUAUAUGGUACGAUGUUCUAUUUGCUGUCAAUACUGUGAGCAAGACGCUACAGUCUGAAGAUAUUGAUAUUGAUGAUGCCAUUGCUCAGCUAAAGGGGUUGGUUUCUUUUUUCCAAAAGUAUAGAGAAAUGGGAUUUGAAGAAGCAAAAGCUGAAGCUUCAAAAAUUGCGGUUGCUAUGGAUAUUGAACCCAUGUUUAACAAGAAGAAGAAGCGCCUUAUUAAAAGGAAAACUCAUUUUGAUGAAGAGCGAGACAAAGGUGAUGAUGUUUGUCAGGUUCUAAGUUCGGAGGAUGAUUUCAGAAUCAAUUAUUUUAUCAAAAUGAUGGACCAAGCUCUUGUUUCUUUCCAAACAAGGUUAGAACAAUUUAAAGAGUAUGAAGAUAUUUUUGGGUUUUUGUUCAGUCUGCGAAAGCUCAACUCAACAAGCGAUAAUACUUUGAAGAGUAAAUGUUCUAACCUUGAAGCUUUUCUGAAGCAUGGAGCAGAUUCUGAUAUUGAUGGGAAUGAUUUGUUCAUGGAAAUCAAAAUGUUCAGAGAAGUUUUGCCCAAAACUUUCAAGAAGAAUGUAGAAGUACUAGAUUAUUUGAAGAGAAUGAAGGACAGCUAUCCGAGUAUAUGGAUUGCUUACAGGAUAAUGCUCACCAUUCCGGUUUCAGUCGCUUCAGCUGAAAGAAGUUUUUCUAAAUUGAAAUUGAUAAAGUCUUAUCUACGAUCUACUAUGUCACAGGAAAGGUUAAACGGAUUGGCUAUAUUAUCGAUUGAGAAAGCUUUAAUUCGAAAUCUCAAUUAUGAAAGUUUGAUGAAUGAUUUUGCUGAAAAAACUGCGAGAAGAGUUAUUUUUCAGAAUUGA